CACGGAUGGCGCCACUCCGAGGGCUCAAAACGGAGAACGCGUGCGUGUCAUAUAUAGAUGUAGUAAAUAUAUAUAGAUCGUUGGUCAAGAGAAUUAUUUAAAGAGUUACUUCGAAAAUCUUAUUUCAAUUAAAUAUUUCAUCUACAUAUAAGAAAUUGUUACUGCCGGUAUUAAUAACCUCUGAUAGUGCAACACGUCCAUGAUCCAGGUGAAUUCUUGAACUUCAUUGAACUUGGAAAAACUACAAAAUGGCAUUAAUUCCCAUACGCGAUAAAAGCAAGUUGAAUGAUGGUGAUCUCGAAGAGAUACCAAGAGAAGAAGCUCUGGUGUAUCAGAAACAUUUAUUGAAAGAGUGGAAACCUCGAUCGGAGGUAUGGUCACUUAAAUAUGGAAGUGCAGUUCUUGGUGCAUUAACUGGUUUCUCCAACAUAAUAAUUAAUUCUAUGUUCAGAAAUAAAUUAAAAUUACACAGUAAUGGCCGACUAUUAACAGGAAUAAGUGCAGCAGUUUUUCCAGGAGCAAUUGUAGGUUCCCUUCACGAAACUAUAAUCAGGGAUCCCAUAUUAUUAUAUGAAUAUAAUUGCCCAUUAUGUUUUGAAUUAAAAUCAUCUCUACUUGUAAAUGUUGGUGGCCUGUUAUUUCCUCUAAUUGCGAUGCCAACAAUAAAUCUUGCGAUUGCAGGAAAUUUAGGAUUAAGGAUACCAUAUUCUACAGAAUAUAGAGAACUUGGUAAAUUUUGGUGGAGUGUUGUCAAACCAGGAAUUAGGCACAUAGCAUUAUUAAUUACUUGUAAUACAAUUACAGCUAGUUGCAUAACAUACAAUGAAAUUUUAUCAGCAGAAAAUUUAGGAAGUAUGUUAUUACAAAUUGAGAAAUAUCAGAACGAAAAUGAACCAUUAAAAAUGUCAAAAUAAUUUACUAGUCAAUUAUACAUAUAUUACUAUGUAUAUUAUGAGUAUAAUGAAAAUAAGUACUUUUGUAGAAAGCAGAAUGUGUUUUAUUUAUGUAU
Messenger RNA from Hylaeus volcanicus, 1009 nucleotides. RefSeq names its product transmembrane protein 126A. Gene Ontology annotation, biological process: mitochondrial respiratory chain complex I assembly. The transcript is spliced from 5 exons. The record is from RefSeq and is a predicted model, not a curated record. Gene Ontology annotation, cellular component: mitochondrion. Lineage: Eukaryota; Metazoa; Arthropoda; Insecta; Hymenoptera; Colletidae. The coding region runs from base 249 to 914 and encodes 221 amino acids.